Molecule: messenger RNA, 2549 nt
Organism: Scatophagus argus
Lineage: Eukaryota; Metazoa; Chordata; Actinopteri; Scatophagidae
Gene: tmem203
Product: transmembrane protein 203
Exons: 2
Coding region: 406-822 (138 amino acids)
Biological process (GO): intracellular calcium ion homeostasis
Cellular component (GO): endoplasmic reticulum
Source: RefSeq, a predicted model, not a curated record
CACCGUACAAGCCAGGUUUACCGUUCUCGUGAUACUUCUCAGAAAGCGAGAAAAAAGAAGCCGAAGCUGCAAUGCUAACGGUUGUUAGCCUUGUGGGCUGACUGUUUCUGAACCAGAUAGAUGGGGUCGAAAACACCUAACUGUUAACAAGAAGACUUUCCAGAGAGGCUGAAACUGGGAGCACUUCCUGCAGUCACAGUCGGUCAAGGUGGAUUUAAAGAUGUAGCCAGGAGUGGACUGGGUCAUCUCUGCAGUACCUCAUCAUCCCUUCCCAGGCACAGUCAUUGAAAUAUCAUCAUCACCCUCGCUCUGGAGCACUGUGACACCUAACCAGGGCUGCCCAGUGCGUGACUUGGCCUUUGUCAGUCAGUCCGUCCCUGGUUGAAGACCCUGCUGUCCUCAGCUAUGCUGUUCUCCCUGAGGGAACUGGUCCAGUGGCUGGGCUUUGCCACUUUUGAACUCUUCCUCCACCUGCUAGCUUUGCUGAUCUUCAGCAUGCUGGUUGCUCUGCGAGCCGACAAGUUCACCCAAAUGCUGAGCUGGUGGCUGGUGUUUGUCCCGCUGUUUGCUGCAGACGGCCUUAGUACCUACUUCACGGCCAUUGUGUCCAUUCGGCUUUACCAGGAGAAUGAGAAGCGUCUUGCUGUGCUGCGGCUCCUCUGGGUGCUGACGGUGCUCAGCCUGAAGCUGGUGUGCGAGGUGCUACUGUGCCAGAAGCUUGCAGAACAGGAGCAAGCCAAAGACCUUUGGUUUGGCCUCAUCGUCUCUCCGCUGUUCAUCCUGCUGCAGCUGCUGAUGAUACGAGCAUGCCGUGUCAACUGAGGAGAGGAAGUUAGUUGUUGUUUUUGCAUUUACAUCACAGACAACACGGAAACAGAGAGCAAUCUUCGUCUGCCAUUAGAGAUUUAAAGCAUAACGGUGGUGUACUUUUUCUUUUGGCUCAGUGCCAGCUUUGGCACAGCCAGCAAAUGUGAGCUUUUCAAGGCCAUGUUCCAGGUAUCAUCAUAAUCCAGUUUUCUUCAGUUUUGCUUCAAAAUUAACACAAAUUUUCACUGUUUACUUUAGUUAUAAUGCAGUAUUUCAAGAAAAGAAGUGGACAAUCUACUCUGUGUGUUGCUACAUUCUUAAAGACACCACAUGGCCAAAAGCAUUUUGAGGCCCUUGCUGUCCAUGUACAUUUGUAUACAUUCUGUCUCUGUUGUCUGGGGCUAUUUUACUCCUUGGUUCCCAUGAAUGGAAGUCUUACUGCUGCAGCAUACAGUGAUAUUUUUAACAGGAGUGUGCAUCUGACUUUAUGACAAUAUUUUGGAGAAUACCUUUUCCUGAUUUAAAAUGACUCCAUGCACCAAAACAGCUCUAUAAAGAAAUUGUUUUCCCAGUUUAGUGUUGAAGAACUUGACUGACCUGAAGAGAGUACUGACCUCAACCCCAUCAACACCUUUGGGAUGAGCCGGAACACCAACCGUGAGCCAGACAUUAUCAGCCAACAUCACUGGUGGAUCUCACUGGUGCUCUUGUGGCUGAAUGGAAGCAAAUUCCUGCAACAAGGUCCAACAAUCUGGUGGAAAGGCUGAAAUCAGAAGAGAGAAGGCUCUUAGUUCAUCCCCCAUGGCUUUGAUAGCAAUCAAAAUUCCAAGAAUUUCCCUCCAGGGAUUAAUAAAGGAAUAAAGGAAUUCUGAAUAACAGGGUGACCUCAUACUUUUGGUCCUGUAGUGUAAACAUACAUAAAGAAGACAGAAUAAAAGUGGAUUGUAAUUAGACAGUGAAUACAAAUUGAUUAAUUGUUCCGAUUUUCCUGAGCUCUCUUUUCGCCAGGAUGGGUUACGGCUGUUAGUUUUUGAUACAUUAGUAAGUCAGAGCAGUAAAUGUAUGUUUGGGACACGUGCCUUUUAUAUUGUGCAAUCAAUGGUAGAAAGUGAUCCACGAGGAAAAUCUAUACCACGGUUAUGUUUUAAUGCACACGUGCACGCAACACAGGUAAAUUUAAUAAACCGGUGAAACCAAAAUGCUGUAAUGUCCAAGGACAGCUGUCAUGGGUGACAGAGCUCAAGGAGUUGCUGCAGCUUUUUUGUUCUUUUCCCAGAGGAAGUCAUUGCUUUCCAGCACAAUUUGGUUAAGUUUAUUAUCUCGUGUCACACUUUGUUGCUUUGCUGUUUGCUGCCUGUUGCCCCUCGGUUGUCAUUUCCAUCAUAAAGUUCUGAGGAGCAAGAAGCUUGUUUUAAAAGUCGUCAACUCACUGUCACUCCACUGUAGAGGAGCUGAAUGUGAUUUCUACAAGCAGUCAGUUAUGUGUGCACAUCCACCCUGAAUAUUGUUGUUUAUUUGUAUAAUAUGUAAUGUAUUAAGUCUGUGUUUGAUCAUACCAUGCGUAUGUACUGCAUGUAUUUAAGGCCUCAUUUUAAGGUAAUUUCUGAUGUGAAAUUCUGUGUAAUGUGUAUAUGUUGAUUUUUGAAAAGAAAUUCACCAAAUCUUAUUUAUGUUCCUAUGUACUUGUUAUGGCACUCUUGUUGUCAUCUGUAUAUACAUGUAAAUAAACCAUAAAGAUCUUA